Molecule: messenger RNA, 3175 nt
Organism: Bolinopsis microptera
Lineage: Eukaryota; Metazoa; Ctenophora; Tentaculata; Lobata; Bolinopsidae
Product: fibrous sheath CABYR-binding protein-like
Exons: 2
Coding region: 1653-3068 (471 amino acids)
Source: RefSeq, a predicted model, not a curated record
GACUUGUUUGUGUUUACACCGGAAUUGGUCUGAUUCCUGACACUUAUGCUCACACGGUCCUGAAUUAUUGAUGAAUCGUCAGCUCCAGAAAGAAGCAACAUCGCUUUCAAUGAGCUAUUAUAGAGCCUCAUCACCCAUGGCGUAACCAUAGCGACUGGACAAACUUACUCGGUGACACUACUAGAGCACGUGCGUUUUAUCCAGCAGUCAUUUAUGUCUAUUGAUCCUGUUGUUUCGCGUUCAUCCAGACAACUAUUAAACAAAAUGGCAAGCCAAGCUAAGGGUCCACCCUAUGAAAUACCAGAUGGAUUUACAGAUAUGCUGCAACGCUUCGUGGUCCAUAUUCUGAGGAAUCAGCCUGAAAAUCUGCUAGACUGUGCCACAGAAUACUUUCUGGGAAUGCAAGGAAUCAAAAAACCUCUGGAAUCAAAAAUGACUGGUGAGAACCGUGAAAUGUCAUACUUGAACCUCGAUGGCAGUACAAAUGCUUACAAUGAAAACUCCGAGGACUCAACUUUACAGACAAUCAGUCAAUCCGUGUUAGCUGCUUCAAAACAAUCAAUCAGUAAUGUAACAUCCCCAUGCAUCGUUGAAGAGGCUACAGCAUCCGAGAAGUCACAAGAAAAGCCUAGUGUUCUAUCAAGCACCUCGAUUUCUAAACAAAAGAUUUCACAAGCUCCUCUCAAGAAAGAGUCCUCAAGAACAUCAAGAGUUUCAGUGAAGAAAAGUGUACAUGUAGUUGGUCAACCAAAAAAUUCCUCCACGUCAGUAAGGACUGCCUCCAAAGUCUCGUUGAAAAAUAGGGAGUCAUCUUCCUCGGUGAAAAAUGCUUCUCAAGUUUCGGUUAGAAAGGAGAGAGCUCUUGUUUCAGUUAAGAAAGCGUCCCAGACACCUGUGAAGAAGGAAGUUUCUAAAGCAUCUGUAAAGAAAUCUCCAAGCAGUUCUUCUAUUAAUAGCAUUUCUUCCUUAAAAAGCAACGCUUCGGUAAAGAGUAAUGCUUCGUUAAAAAGCAGAGCCUCGGUAAAAAGCAGUGCCUCGGUAAAAAGCAGUGCCUCGGUAAAAAGCAGUGCUUCAUUAAAAAGUAAUGUGUCUGCUAAAUCUCGUGCCACUGCCAAAAGCAGCGUAAACGGGAUAGUUGCCGCAUGUAGCGUAAACGCGACAGUUGCCACAAGCCGCACUACAGUUAAGAGCUCUUUAAGUAAAGCUUCCGCACCAAAGUUAUCUAAAGCUUCAAUUGUGGACGAGUCUCCGUCAUCAACAUCAACUGUCAAAGCCCUAGAGGAGGAUAUCAAUAUCAUUGCAGGAUCCCAAGCUGAAAUUGCGCAAGAGGCUGUCCCUCAGCCAGAUGGACUUCAAGCAAAAACCACACCUAGUUUAUCAGCUAUAAGCGAUAAACCAGAUAGUGAGUUGCCUACUGACGUACUAAAGUCAACCAGUCAGCUUCUAAUCUCUCAGUUAAACUUUCAGACGCCGCUGCAGAGAACUCUGAGCCUGAACCUCAACUGUCAGAAAGUGCUCCCGAACCUCAACAACCAGAAAAUACUUUGGAGAGUCAGCUACCAAACGAGAAUGGACAAUUACAGGAGAAAGUCUCUGAACAAGAAGUACCCGAUGAUAUCAAGGAACUGCCAGCGAAGGGCUCUAAACUCUCUAUGGCAUCUGUCAAGAAAUCACUAGGUUCAAUCGGGCAGUCUAUUUUGUCCAUGAAAUCAUCUCAUCACUCUGCUAAAGCUGGGGAUGCAGAGCAAGUAGAGGCAUCAAUAACUAAUGAAGACAAUGUCUCGUUGAAGUCGAAGAAAGAUGACGACAGUGCUUCAAUAACAAGUGAAAAAGUCAGAUCUUCUUCCAAGUUGUCGAUGAAAUCCCUUACUCACAAAUUCUCAAAACAAGAGCAAGUAGAGGCAACCACAACUAAUGAAGACAGUGUCUCGCUGAAGUCGAAGAAAGAUGACGACAGUGCAUCAAUAACAAGUGAAAAAGUCAGAUCAUCUUCCAAGUUGUCGAUGAAAUCCUUAAGUCAGAAAUUCUCAAAACUAGCAGCGGGAUCAAAAUCUUCGCUGAAACGAUUUUCAUCAGAAAAAUCUCUGGACGCGAUUGACGCAAUAUGCAAAGAGCCCUCAAAGGCUUCGAUCAAAUCUCACAAAGCAGGUGCUCUUGCUGAAGAACAAAGUGUGCUUGUGGAAGAGCCAAGUUCUCUCGCUGAAGAGCAGACUGCUGUCGUGGAAAGUACUCCAGCUGAUGUCCAACAAGAGCCGAUAGGAGAGCAAAAUACCUCUUCUGAGGAAGUGAAUGCACCAGAUGAUAAGCUUAGCACCUCUGCUGAAGAGAUGAGUGCUCCUGCUCAGGACCAAAGCGCUUCUGUCGAAGAGGAAGACAGUCCUGUUGAAGAGUCAAGUGCACCUGCCGAAGAUGUAAGUGCUCAGGACCAAACCGAAGAUGAUGUUGCUCCAAUUGAGUCAAAUGACCCUGCCGAAGAGACGAGUACUAUUGUCGAAGAACAAAACGCCCCUGGCGAAGAGCUUAGUGCAGAGGACCAGAACAUUGCCCCGGCUGAAGAUCAAAAUGCCCCUGUCGAAGAGCAAAGUGCCCCUGCUGAAGAGCUAAGUGCCCCUGCUGAAGAGCAAAAUGCCCCUGUUGAAGAGCAGAGUGCCCCUGCUGAAGAGCUAAGUGCCCCUGCUGAAGAGCAAAGUGCCCCUGCUGGAGAGCUAAGUGCCCCUGCUGAAGAGCAAAAUGCCCUUGUUGAAGAGCAAAGUGCCCCUGCUGAAGAGCUAAAUGCCCCUGCUGAAGAGCAAAAUGCCCCUGUUGAAGAGCAAAGUGCCCCUGCCGAAGAGUCGACUGCUCUUGUCGAAGAACAAAGCGUCCCAAGCGAAGCGGACCAAAAAGUCGACCCUGCUGAAGAACAAAAAGAUCCAGUUGAGGAGCUGAGUGCCCAUACUGCAGAUUCAUGCGCUCUUGUCGGAGAGCAAAGUGCUCCUAGCGAAGAGCUUAGUGCAGAGGACCAGAAAGUUGCGACUGCUGAAGAACUAAGUGCGCCUGCUGAAGACCAAAUUGCACCUCCAGCAGAAUAAACGGUACUGGAACAUCAUGCUUAUGGAUAUGCGUACAUAGGCUGACUGAUUACUUAGUAUCAUUCUAAGUGUUUGUUGAUCAUACAAUUUGUUAAUAUUACUACAAA